Molecule: messenger RNA, 574 nt
Organism: Impatiens glandulifera
Lineage: Eukaryota; Viridiplantae; Streptophyta; Magnoliopsida; Ericales; Balsaminaceae
Product: protein EARLY FLOWERING 4-like
Exons: 1
Coding region: 25-468 (147 amino acids)
Biological process (GO): entrainment of circadian clock; positive regulation of circadian rhythm
Cellular component (GO): nucleus
Source: RefSeq, a predicted model, not a curated record
UCAAGUUUUGAGAAUCAAAAAAUCAUGGAAGGAAACCAUUUAAUCGGUCAUCGUCGCCGGCACCGUCAAACAAAUAUAAACGAAGAUCACUCAACCGCCACCGCCACAACAUCAACCACCACCGCCAACAACGGCGGCCGUAGCUUUCGCCGCUUCAGAAGUAUCGGCGGCGACGAAGGAGGAGGAGGAAGAAGAGGAGAAGAAGGCGAUAUAGGGCAUGGUGACGGCAGUGAAGUAUGGGGCGCCUUUUCAGAGAAGUUCCAGCAGGUUCAGUCGUUUUUAGAUCGGAAUAGAUUUCUGAUUCAACAGGUGAACGACAAUCAUCAGUCGAAGAUUCAGGAGAAUCUGGUGAAGAAUGUUGCGUUGAUUCAGGAGAUUAACUCGAAUAUAUCCAAGGUUGUCUCUCUUUAUUCAGAUCUGUCUGCUAAUUUUUCCAAUUCGUUUCAGCAACGAAAUGGAAAUAAGUAGUUGAGUUUGAUUUGGGUUUAUUUUGAAUAAAAACAGCACUAUGAUUUCAAAACUUGUUUACUAGCUAGUUUGAUUCCUCUUUAUUAAGAAUGUAUUUACUUAAUGU